AUGCUCGACCUCUUCUCAGUCAGCGACAAGUUCACAGAGCCGGUGCGCCGGCAGGUCAUUCCACAGCUCCUGUUAUCUAAAUCCACCCUCCUGGAUGGGCUGCUGGCGUGUGCUAUUUCCUGGGCAGGAGACGUUGAUGAUUCCGGCAAUUUCCGUCGCUUGACUGCGUGCUAUAGGCAUGCUUCCUCUGCGAUUGCUACCCUCAUGACUCUUGAAGCGACGAGCCCCGAGACGAUGAUGGAGGCCCUCAUGCUCGGCGCACUGGUGUCGUCCUUUGCUGUUAAAUUACGCGUUAACGACGUGCUAGCUAUAUGUUCUAGGACGCUCGCCCUGAUCAAGCCUAUCUAUAACACGAGCGACCCGAAAGAGCCAGAGCCCUUGGUCUUUAUGAGCUGUAUGGUCAUGUGGGAGAUAAGGGGCUGUCUCUUCAGCUGUGGGAUGCCUACCUUACGUUUCAGAACACCUGAAAAGAGCUACGUCGAUCGUCACGCUGGCUUGUGUGCUUCUGUAAUACCGUGCUUCUACGAUGUUUGCAAGUUGAGCCAUGCGCUGUCUAAAGGACCUGUAGAUACGACUGAUAUAUAUAUGGAGCUCGAGUCUAUCGAGGAAUAUGUGCGCACGUGGCAGCCUGAACCGCCGGAAGACUUUACAGACCGGUUCGACACAGUCGAGGUCACCCAUAUGCUAUGCCAGGUUCAGGUCAUGCGCCAAGCGCUCCUAUUGAUCGCCCACCGCCUUCGCUUCCCAUUUGGCGUGAACGAUGGGCCAGCACAGAUACUUUCGUUGACCAUAUUGUCGCAGCUGGAAACGACAUUGACGGCUACGAGAAGCAUCGUGCGGUGUGUUGAUCUUGCCUUGUUGGUUGCUUGCUUGGAACUCAAGGGAGCUGAGAGGCAGAAGUGGCUUAAUGACAUUACCAAGUUCACAGGGUUUUCGCCGCAGUUUGGUGAACAUGUCAAGCAGACGCUGGAGUCUUUUUGGGCGGGAAUGGACUCAUUUGAAAUACUGUCUUGGAGCGAGCUGGUCAAAUUAGGAUCUCCUUUUCUACGGAACCAGCAUUUAAUAUAA
Molecule: messenger RNA, 1068 nt
Organism: Clonostachys solani
Lineage: Eukaryota; Fungi; Ascomycota; Sordariomycetes; Hypocreales; Bionectriaceae
Source: the annotation of a GenBank genome assembly